Messenger RNA from Haliaeetus leucocephalus (bald eagle), 655 nucleotides. RefSeq names its product transmembrane protein 223 (gene TMEM223). The transcript is spliced from 2 exons. Gene Ontology annotation, cellular component: mitochondrion. Bases 1 to 579 code for a protein of 192 amino acids. NCBI's taxonomy places the organism in Eukaryota, Metazoa, Chordata, Aves, Accipitriformes, Accipitridae. The record is from RefSeq and is a predicted model, not a curated record. Gene Ontology annotation, biological process: nervous system development.
AUGGCGGCGGCGAGGGCCCGUGCGGCGGCGGCGGCCUUGGAGGCGGCGGCGUCCCCCCCACGGGACGUGGUGCUUUUCCGACACGAACGGGACCGGUUUUUCCGUUUAGCCGGGUUCUUCUGUGCGGGGCAGGGUCUUUUUUGGGCCUACCUGGCUCAUUUCGCUUUUACGGCUCUUCGACCCGCACCCGGUCCCGGUCCUGGUUCCGGUCCCGACGAUCCGCUCCGGCCCCGCGAUAAUAAAUGGAGAUUCGGUUUCACCGCCUCCUGCCUCACCCUCGGCUCUCUGAUCGUGGCAGCCGGUUGCCUGUUCCCGCUCCGUGCCGUCCGUCAGGUGACGCUGCUACGGGGCGGUUCGGAGGUGACGAUCAGCACCCACGGACCGAUGGGACUUGGCCGGGGUCCCACUGUCACCGUCCCGUUACGCCACGUCUCCUGCCGCGCUCACCGCAGCGAAGUGCCGGCCGCCGUCCCCCUCAAGGUGAAAGGACGACCGUUUUAUUUUUUGCUGGACAAGAGGGGACAGAUUUACAACCCCCGGCUCUUCGACAUCACCAUCGGCGCCUACCGCAAGCUCUAGUUGAUGCCAGGGGCCAGUCGGGACUGUUCACCCCUUGCCGCUUCCAAAUAAACCCCUGAGCCCCCCCCCCAAGCCG